This is a messenger RNA of Bombina bombina (fire-bellied toad), 2279 nucleotides long. Its product is annotated as solute carrier family 22 member 15-like. Gene Ontology annotation, molecular function: transmembrane transporter activity. The record is from RefSeq and is a predicted model, not a curated record. The transcript has 12 exons. Gene Ontology annotation, biological process: transmembrane transport. Gene Ontology annotation, cellular component: membrane. Lineage: Eukaryota; Metazoa; Chordata; Amphibia; Anura; Bombinatoridae. Bases 140 to 1609 code for a protein of 489 amino acids.
UUUACAACGCAUGCGUGGAGCUGGACACGGGAAAUGGUUUAAAAAGUCAAAACAAGUAGAUGCCGUGCUCAUGUUAUAAAUUGGACAAGUGACAGCUAUGGAAUAGCCACUGCUAUAAAUUAAAAUCUGCAGCAAUCAAAUGGACCUUGAUGAAGCGUAUACUGUAGUAGGAGAAUUUGGCUGGUAUCAGAAACGGGUGACAGGCUUCUUAGUUCUGCUACAGAUUUAUGUAGCAUGCCAGUCAAUGCUAAUUGUCCUUGUGGGUGCUGUACCGGAGUAUCAUAUUGACAAUGAAGACAUUCCUUUCAACAAAGAAGAGUUUACAAAACACGUUCACUUUGCUAAUAACUUUACAUCUAUAGUUUCUGAGUGGUACUUAAUCAAGCAUGAAGCAUACAAAGUCAACCUGGCAUCAUCAUUAUUUUUUGUUGGACUUCUCAUUGGCAAUGUUUUGUUUGGCCCUUUGUCUGAUAAACUAGGCCGGAGACCAGUAUAUUUAACAGGCCUAUUUUUUGACAACAUAUUUGGAUACUGCUCUGCUUUGGCCCCUAAUUAUGUAUUUUUUGCUGCAUCACGUUUAUUUGUUGGAAUUAUGAAUGGAGGAAUGUCACUGGUUUCUUUUGUACUAACUCAAGAAUAUGUUGGAAAAUCCUAUUGGGCCUUGACAGGUUCCUUGACCAAUCUUAGUUUUGCUCUUGGGAUAGCGUUUUAUGCUUUGUUGGGAUACUAUAUAAGAGACUGGAGAACACUUGCAAUCAUUGCCAAUUCUCCUGGACUAAUCUUCUUUCUUCUGUCACUUUUACUUCCUGAAUCUCCUAGAUGGUUGUAUUCUCAAGGAUAUAAAGACAAAGCUGAGGAAAUAUUGCAGCACAUGGCCCGUGGCAAUGGGAACCAAUGUGCGAAAAUACAUUUAAAAGAAUGUGCAGUAACCAGAAAAUCUAGUGAUUCAGCACACAGUGUAUUCGAUAUAGUAAAAUAUGGAGUACUUUUCUGGAGAACGAUUAUCUUAAUGUAUAUCUGGUACGUCUGCAGUCUGGUUUACUACGGUCUGACCUUAAAUGCCGGUGAACUGAAAGGCAAUCUGUAUUUAAAUGUAGCACUCUACGGGCUUGUGGAAGUACCAGCUUUUCCAUUAUGCUUAUUUUUUAUUGAGAAGUCUUGGUCUGGAAGGCAAAAAGCAACAGCAGGUUUUCUGGUAUUUGCUGGCUUUGCCUGCAUAUUCACGCUGUUUUUACCAGAUAAUAAUCGUUUUUUCCUAACGCCGACAACACUUGCAUUAUUUGGUAAAUUGUCUGUCAGCGCAGCCUUCAAUGUAGUGUAUAUAUACACUUCCGAACUGUAUCCCACGGUGGUAAGGAAUGCUGGCUUAGGCGUCUGUGCUAUGGCUUGUAGAUUUGGGGGCAUCCUUGCACCAUUUGUACCUUCAAUGAAAUCUCUUAAUCCAUCAAUGCCGUUCAUGACAUUUGGAAUUAGUGGAAUAUCAGCGGGAAUCUUGAGCCUGCUACUGCCAGAAACACUUAAUAAGCCUAUUGCUGAGCGAAUUGAGGAUCUGCAGCCGCCUGCAUACCAAUUGCUCACCAAGGGAAACAGAGUACAAGACAGCACUUGAAACCAAAAUGACAUCCCAUAUAAAGUAAUUGGAUUUAUCUUAAUAUGGGCUCUUCAAAUAGCUGGUUCAUGGAAAUGUUAAUACAAUGGCUUAAAUAAGUUAUUCAAGACAUCUCUGAAAUAUAAUACAAUUGUGAUUUAUUUUUUUAAAUGUUUUUAGUCUUUAAAAAUAUUGCUGUAAUUUUGAGAUACAUUAAAUCAAUCUUUGUUGGUCUGAUUUUGUUAAGAAAAAAUUGCUGUGAUAAUUUCUUUACAUCACAGAAGAAUUUCACUGUGCUGGGCUAUAAAUACAUGAAAGUAAACAAUAUUUUUGGAAAGUACCGUAUUUCUGCAUAUAAGAUGCAGCAAACCUUUAGAGAAGGGGUCCGCAACCUUUGGCCCCCAGAUGUUUUGGAACUACAUUUCCCAUGAUGCUGAGACACUCUUUAGGCUGUCUGAGGACACAUUUUAGAAGAAAAAAAAAUAAGUGCAUGUAAUGUUCAUAUGUCGGUUCCAUAUGGGUUGCAUUGAUUUGUUUUUUGAAUAGCCAAUGGAAUAUGCAGUGGCUUGAUUUGUAUGGACAUGACUUAUAGCUAGCUUAUAGAUUUAUCCUGCAGAUAGAAGUUCUAAGAUACAAACUGCACUUCUUAACAAUUCAUUCAGCUUAUAAAAUAAAUGACAAUUUGAAGAAA